AUGUCAUGCUCCAAUCAGAAAGGUGGUGGAGUCUGGGUCAGCACACCUGCCAGCAUGGACACUGGGAGGAAGGAAAAUGAAGACACAUGCAUCAAGCUUUUCUCUGAUUCUGCAAAGAACGCCAAGGAGCAAGCUGUAUUUUUGAAUGAUGAGGAUCUGGAGGUGCAACAACUUUUCAAGGAGGACCCAAAGGCAUUUAUUAAACCAGUUUCAACCUGUUUUGGCACGCUCAUGAAAAAAUACAAUGAGUUCAACAAGGAACUCAAGCAGUCAGGAGCUGGAAAGACAUAUGCAGAGCUGCAAGAGGAUCUGCAGAUGAACUCAUUGAUCAAUGACUUGGAAAAUUUCCCUGGUGGCCUGACCUUCACAGCUGGUGGCAGACAAACCCAGCUUUCAAUUACACAUUCUCUACAGCAGAUGCAGGGCAAGAUUUCACAGUCCACUGCAUUGGAAGAUUUUAAUGUUCCCAAGCAAUCACAACCACCAGCUACAGGUGAUGAUGAUGUUCAUAUGGAUGACGAUCCUGAAGAUGGAGAAAUAGUUGAGAUUAGGAAUCACACUAAAGAUGAUAUGAUGGUUGACCAGUCCCCCCACAUGGAAUCAUUUGAAUCACAAUCCUCACCACCAUCACCGCUGUUACCUCCGGACCAUAGUCCUAGUGACACACCUAGCUCAUUCUCACUAGCUCCAUUGCCAUGCUGGACCCCAACUCCCUCCCAUCUCAACUUCUAA
Suillus paluster is the source of this 732-nucleotide messenger RNA. RefSeq lists its product as uncharacterized. The transcript is spliced from 5 exons. The coding region runs from base 1 to 732 and encodes 243 amino acids. Lineage: Eukaryota; Fungi; Basidiomycota; Agaricomycetes; Boletales; Suillaceae. The record is from RefSeq and is a predicted model, not a curated record.